CCUGCCUGUUCACACAUUCGGCUAGUGUCCUGUGAAUUAAUUUGUAAUCUGUAUAUUAUGAUAAGUAAGUUGUUACCUACUUAUAAGGAUAUUAGGUAUAUAAAUCAAUUUACUAGUUAGUAGUGAGGUUAGUAGUUCAGAGUUUAAAGCAGAGUUUAAAACGUGCAGUUUUACAUUCAACAACACAUACCAUACCUGUAAGUAAGUUUUUUGUAUUUUUUUUAAUAGCAGCUAAUUUUUCGCAUAAUAAAAAUAUACAGGAACGUCCAAACUUUUUUCUAACAUUCUGAUAUAAUUUUCUUAUCUUUCUAAUUCUUCGGUAAUAGUUAGGGACCCAUAGCUUAAGUACAAAUAUAUCUAAAUAUAAUUUACGAACAGUUCCUAUUGUAUCCGAACUUUUAAGUCUGUAAGUAUUAUUAGUUUCUUUUAUUCUUAUUUAAAUUAUGUUGCGACUUACAAUAUGAAUAUUUAGAUUUAGAAUAACUCAUGAGGAAAAAUGUUUAGUUCAUUUUCAUUCACUGCAGUGAAAUGUGGCACUUUGCUGUUUUUUUGUUGUUGAUUUAUUAUUUAAUUAAUAGGAGAAAUUCCAAAUAUUUAUUAUAUCCGCCAGGUCCUUACUCUUUACCCAUCAUAGGAAAUCUUUUAUCAGUAUGGAUGGGAUUGAAGAAUCACAAAUACCACCAUAAGUUGUGGCAAUCGUGGUCGAAGAUUUAUGGUAACAUUCUUGGUUUGAGGCUGGGCUUGAUAAACGUUGUGGUCGUUUCCGGGAGAGAUAUGAUUAAAGAAGUUUCAUCUAGAGAGGUGUUUGAGGGCCGGCCUGAUGGAUUCAUGUAUACCAUGAGGUCCUUUGGAAAGAAACUUGGAAUUGUGUUUGGUGAUGGCCGCCCUUGGAGCAACACUAGGCGAGUUGCUUUGAAGUACCUUCGAAGUUUUGGAUAUGGUACUCGAUCCAUGGAAGUUAUCAUUGCGGAGGAAUGCUCGGAACUAGUAAAAUUGCGCGCCAGUGACUCUGGCCAGCCAGUACUUGUAAACCAAAUGUUUAAUAUUUCCGUUAUCAAUAUACUGUGGCGCGUCGUAGCAGGACGUAGAUACGAUUUAAAUGAUGACCGAGUGAAGCACCUCUGUGGCCUUGUGAUGCGGCUAUUCCGGUUGGUCGACAUGAGCGGAGGCAUCAUCAGCUUCAUGCCGUUCCUCAGGCACCUGGUCCCGAAACUAAUCGGGUUCACUGAGAUGAAGGCUAUACACGCCAGUCUGCAAACUUUUGUUAAAGAAACUAUAGAAGAGCACAAAGCCAGCAUCGACAUUGAAAAUCCCCGCGAUGUUAUCGACGCCUUUCUCAUUGAAAUGCUGUCGAACAAGGAAAAUGCUUUCACAGAAGAAGAGCUAUAUGUCGUGAGCUUAGAUAUGCUUGAAGCCGGCAUGGAAACCGUGGCCAACACAGCGGUUUUCAUGCUCCUUUACUUAGUGCGAGAUGAAAAUAUUCAAAGGAAAGUGCAAAAGGAGAUUGACGAUGUCAUUGGUAUCAGACAGCCUUCUUUAAGCGACAGAUCCAGAAUGGUCUACACUGAAGCAGUUUUACUGGAAACACUGAGAUUGUCAAGUGUUGCUGCAAUGGGGAUUCCUCAUAUGGCCCUUGAAGAUGCUCAUCUGGGGGAAUACCUCAUUCCAAAGGGCACUUUCCUCUUGAUGGCAAUACACGAUCUGCACAACGGCGACCUCUGGGAAGAAGCAGACACUUUCAAACCAGAACGGUUUUUGAAUGAAGGAAAACUGGUUCAAGACGAACGACUCAUUCCGUUUGGCUUAGGUCGUAGACGAUGUAUUGGGGAAGGACUGGCCAAAUCGGAACUCUUUAUGUUCUUGACUCACAUCCUGCAGAAAUUUAAUCUUCGAAUUCCCCAUGGAGACUCACUGCCAUCUUUAGAGCCCGUUGAUGGACUCACCCUUUCUGCUAAUCCUUUUAGUGUUAUUUUUGAACAAAGAUCUUCAUAGAUGUUUAACUUUGUUAAACUUGCUAGAUUAGAUUUUUUAUUAUUAUUAAUAUACUUUUUCUUUCAUUUAAAAUAUAAUAAAAUAAGUAUAUAGGUUUAUGAUUAAAAUCUAUCCAAAUAUAUUUAAUAAACUAUCUAAUAUCCCAUGAGCCUGAAUCUUCGCUUCACAAUUAGCUCAAAAAGUCUUAUCUUGUAUUGCCAUAUGUGUAAUUACGAUAUACGUAUCUACAUAAAAGAAGGAAUUGUUUUUUAAAGAAAAAUAUACAAACAAAAAAUUAUUUACGUUAUUAUUUGUAACUACAAUUUGAAAACAACUACACAUAUGGAUCGACCGACUGUGAUUCCGAUUGUAAACGAUAUUUAACUAAUCUAUAUAUAUAUAUAUAUAU
Molecule: messenger RNA, 2380 nt
Organism: Plodia interpunctella (Indianmeal moth)
Lineage: Eukaryota; Metazoa; Arthropoda; Insecta; Lepidoptera; Pyralidae
Gene: P450
Product: farnesoate epoxidase-like
Exons: 9
Coding region: 529-1992 (487 amino acids)
Biological process (GO): xenobiotic metabolic process
Cellular component (GO): cytoplasm; intracellular membrane-bounded organelle
Molecular function (GO): oxidoreductase activity, acting on paired donors, with incorporation or reduction of molecular oxygen, reduced flavin or flavoprotein as one donor, and incorporation of one atom of oxygen; iron ion binding; heme binding
Source: RefSeq, a predicted model, not a curated record